UAGGGCACGACUCGGUCUUAAACCCCACCCACAUCUCAUUCUCUGCUCAGCGCGCGACGACUUCAAAACCUAAAUCCACAUUUCCGUUCAAUCCACUAUGGAUCCGCAGCCCGAACCCGUAAACUACAUCUGCGGAGAUUGUGGGCAGGAGAACACGCUGAAGCCAGGGGAUGUGAUUCAGUGCCGUGAAUGUGGUUAUCGCAUUCUCUACAAGAAACGCACCCGCAGAAUUGUCCAGUAUGAAGCGCGCUAGAGAAACUUCGGAGGUCUAUAGAGUAAAAUCAAUGGGUUAAUUUCCCCUUACUGUUGUCUGCACGAUGUUUUAUGAUAUGUUGUUGAGAAUUGUUAAUCUGUGUGAAUUGUGAUAUAUCUUAUGGUGAUUUACA
Messenger RNA from Salvia miltiorrhiza (redroot sage), 386 nucleotides. RefSeq names its product DNA-directed RNA polymerases II, IV and V subunit 12. Gene Ontology annotation, cellular component: RNA polymerase II, core complex; RNA polymerase I complex; RNA polymerase III complex. The transcript is spliced from 3 exons. Gene Ontology annotation, biological process: DNA-templated transcription. The record is from RefSeq and is a predicted model, not a curated record. Bases 98 to 253 code for a protein of 51 amino acids. Gene Ontology annotation, molecular function: DNA-directed RNA polymerase activity; zinc ion binding; DNA binding. NCBI's taxonomy places the organism in Eukaryota, Viridiplantae, Streptophyta, Magnoliopsida, Lamiales, Lamiaceae.